UUCAAUCAAGAAUGUCGUCGCCGGUGAAAUUUGUGUGAGACAGUAUCAUUAUUGUGGUGCCAAUGGUUAUCGACGAUCGACAGCGACCAUUCGAGCAUGGCGCGAUGCGUUGCCUGAUGCCGGCGAUCUCAGCCGGCUUCGGCGAGCACAUUGAGGAAUAUGAAGUGUUAAAUUUAUUGGGUAAAGGCGGCUACGGAAGCGUCUACCGUGCGAGAUGUCGCCGCAGCGGCGUAGAAGUUGCGAUCAAAAUGAUCGACAAGAAAAUGAUGCAGAUUGCUGGGAUGAUGGAUAGAGUUAGACAAGAAGUAGAGAUACAUAUAAAAUUGAAACAUCCAGCUAUCUUGGAGGCAUACACGUGUUUUGAAAAUGCAAAUUACGUGUAUCUAGUUUUAGAAUUAUGUCGUAAUGGAGAACUUCAACGUUAUCUCAAAGCACAAGGCACUAAAACUCUAUCUGAAGAACAUGCUGCCUACAUAAUCAAACAAGUAGUACAGGGUUUGCUUUAUCUCCAUUCUCAUCAGAUACUUCACAGAGAUUUGUCAUUGUCCAAUUUACUUUUGACUAAAGAUAUGCAAGUGAAAAUAGCGGAUUUUGGAUUGGCCACACAGAUGAGUAAACCAGAUGAAAAGCAUUUGACUAUGUGUGGUACACCGAACUAUAUCUCGCCCGAAGUUGCUACGAGAUCUUCACAUGGGCCAGAAGCAGAUGUGUGGAGCUUGGGAUGUAUGUUGUAUACUUUAUUGGUAGGCAAGCCACCGUUUGAGACAGACGCAAUUAAGAGUACUCUGACCCGAGUAGUUAUGGCUGAUUACGUAAUGCCACUUCAUCUAUCAGAAAAUGCAAGGGAUUUGAUAGAUAAAUUAUUGAAGAAGAAUCCGAAAGACAGGAUAUGCUUGCGGGAUAUUCAUAAGCAUGCCUUUAUAAUGAGUAUAGAAAAAAGUAAGCUACAUAAUGAAAGAAAUAAUACGAGCAAAAAUCCAUUUACUAAUAUGGUGGACUCCGGCCUCGGUAGGACACUUUCGUCGUAUGGUCGACCAAAAAUGCGAUCUCGAUCGGAGGAAAGAAUGUCUACGUUACCAAUGAUGCCUAUGGUUAGUGUACGAAGCGAGCCGUUAUCCGAGCCUAUUGCGAAAAUGCAAUCAAAUCCUAAUCGUGGAAUGAGAUACGCUAAUUAUCGCCCGAAAGAUGAUUCUUUGAUUCAGAUACGUAGUAGAGGAUUUUCGCAAAACGAACAGUACGGCAAUUACAAUGCUUAUAAUGAAUCCGAGAAAUCAAGGUUGAUAGAGAAGCACAAGCCAAGGAAAGAAAACAAUGUGGAAAACCGUAGUGCGGAAGGAACUGAAAAGAGCACAAAGUUACAAGUGUUACCUUUAAAUUCCAAUAGGCUAGAGCCUAAAAGACACAAAACGAAAAGUGCGAUACUCACCAUUCUAGAUAAUGGAGAAGUAUGCAUUGAAUUUAUCAAGCGCAGAAAUGGCACGGAAAGGAUAAACGAAGUGUGUAGAAUAUCAGGAGAUGGUCUGCGAAUUAUUCUUUACAAAUUAAACCCGACUGUGGAGAUUGACUCGCAACCACCACCAUUGCCUAAUCGGGGUGCCGAUAGUAUUUAUUCGUAUGAAAAUUUACCAGCGUGUCAUCAUCGAAAAUAUAUGUAUGCCUUUCGUUUCGUGAAACUGGUUCAGGCAAAAACCCCAAAAUUAACACUAUACACUCAACGCUCGAAGUGCCUAUUCAUGGAAAAUGGUCCACAACCCGACUGUGAAGUGCAUUUUUAUAAUGGCAUAAAGGUUGUCCGGACAGACGGUGUGGUGAAGAUCACUAAUAACAAUGGUGCCACGUUUGUUGAGGGUGCAUUCCCAUCGCAUCUCGAGACCUAUUAUGAGCAUUACUCGGAAUGUUAUCAGCGUUGUUUGCUAUUGGAAUCUACUCUAGCAUCUUUGGAGGCAGCCACUGGACAUUCUUGCUUCCCUGUGAUAAUCGGACGACGGCCCAAUACAGCCUUGAGUGAUUCUCCCUACCUUCAGGGAAAAGAAAACAUCUCACACACUACACAAUCUCCUGUUAUGCCGUCGUUCGACGCUAGUUGUUCCGUCAUGUCAACAGGAACUUCUAGGUCACGCAAUAUGAAUUCUAUGCGUAACUCUAAUCAUAAUACGAAGAUAGCUAUGCCAGGAAUUGGCCUUGUUACCAAAUUGUCAUCCGGAAAUAUUAGGGUCGAUUAUCAGGACGGAUCUGCCUUAACUAUAAGUCCGCAAAGUCACAACAGUGACAUAAUAUAUGAGACUAAUGACGGCACAGUUACACGAUAUAACAGGCAUCAUCAGCAAAACUUGGAGAUACCGGUCAAAAAGAAGCUUCUACAAUUACCAACGAUUAUCAAGUAUUUCAUAGAGCCAAUGCAUAAAGGCAUUCGGUAGCUCUGCUUGAAAGUAUAAAGUAUUGUGUAUAGUACGAGAAAUUACCUUUGCCUAUAGAUUAUCAGACAAGAG
Atta colombica is the source of this 2489-nucleotide messenger RNA. RefSeq names its product serine/threonine-protein kinase PLK4 (gene SAK). The transcript is spliced from 12 exons. The coding region runs from base 63 to 2417 and encodes 784 amino acids. Gene Ontology annotation, biological process: protein phosphorylation. Lineage: Eukaryota; Metazoa; Arthropoda; Insecta; Hymenoptera; Formicidae. Gene Ontology annotation, molecular function: protein binding; protein kinase activity; ATP binding. The record is from RefSeq and is a predicted model, not a curated record.